AUGGAUUUUGUGCGAUUACAACAGGAAACUUUCGAGCACCUCCGGGAGGGCAUCGUCGAUGAAGACGCUCUGGAAACCCGAUAUCCCCUCGAUUACGGAAACCAGGACUUCACACUCUCGCUUGAAUAUGAUGUCUCUCUGGGAGCCCUGGAUGCUUUGCCAAUCGAACUACAACAAAAGGUUCUCUCUUUUCUCGACAUCAAGGCCCUCCUCGUAUUCCGUCGGGUCAGCAAGCCAGCUCUCAGCCUCGUCAAUACCUUACUGGAAUACCAAAAGAUUGUCAUGAACGCACCGAUGGCUUUACGCAUGUCCAUCGCAAUCGGUAUGCACGAAAAUUACACUAUUUCUCAGUUGUUCGAUGCGCUUUGCGAACGCGGAUGCGCCGACUGUGGCACGCUUGCACACUACAUUUGUCUCUUCACCUGCAGUCGCCUUUGUCUCAGCCAAAAUGGUUGUUGUCCUGGCAAACUCGCCCCACGGAUAUUGCUGGAUUUGCCUGUGCAGGACGACGACGGGUCCAUACAGUCAGACAUGCAGGUAGAGAAUGCGCCAGACAACUGGGUACCUGAGCAUGUUCCUCGCUUUACACCAGUACCAGGCACAUAUUUCGUAUCUCGGCCCUUGUGCAAAUACGGCUCGACACACACGCUCACGAAAAUCCGACCUGGAAAUGUUUUCAUCGACAUGAAUGCUUUCGAUAACGGGAAAAAGUUCGUCAGCCAGUACAUAGAUAGCGAGGAUCAGGUUAUGAACGUGCUGUACAAGACCAUCAGCGUAGUGGUUGCACCUUGGCUGAGUAAGACAAGUAUGAGCUUUGAGUGCGGCAUGCAAUGCCCAGGUUGCAUGGAAGAGGAUAGAGAGGCAAUAUCCAACCUGUCAGUGUUGCAAACAAGCAUCACCCCUAAUUUGGACACGAGAGUCUGUGAAAUCUGGACAAAAGAGGGCUUGGUGGAGCAUGCACGCAGGGCACAUGGUGGUAACGACGGUAGUCAAAAUGGCCAUAUGGAGCUUUGA
Molecule: messenger RNA, 1014 nt
Organism: Pyrenophora tritici-repentis Pt-1C-BFP
Lineage: Eukaryota; Fungi; Ascomycota; Dothideomycetes; Pleosporales; Pleosporaceae
Product: F-box domain containing protein
Molecular function (GO): protein binding
Source: RefSeq, a predicted model, not a curated record